UGUAUCUCUUGUUUAUAUUCUAUUUUUUUUACUCAUCUUCUACGUCAUAUUCUAUCAUUUUAAGGCUCUACAUCAUAUUCUAUCAUUUGGAGGGUCCCAGCCAUUCUCCAACAUCUUCCUUUUUCUGAUCAACCCAAAUGCCCACACCUGUCUCUCCUAUAUAAACCACCAUUCCCCAACCCACAAAUCAACUACUCCUAAUUCAGCAUAUUAAUCCUUCUUUAAUUCACUCUCCAAAUCUCAAUCAGAUCAGAGUUAAUAAUAAAAGAAAUGAGUUCAAGAAGAACAUGGGUAGUAGCAGCAAGCAUAGCUGCAGUGGAAGCUUUAAAAGAUCAAAGGUAUUCUGGGUGGAAUUAUCCAAUCAAAUCUCUUCAACAAUAUGCACAUAACAAGUUCAGAUCAUAUUCUAAUGCUAGAACACUAUCUGCUGCUUCAACAUCUUCUGUACUUUGUAAUAAGAUUAUUAGAUCAGAUCAAAAACUUAAACAAUCUGAGGAUUCUCUUAAAAAUGUUAUGUACUUAAAUUGUUGGGGUCCUUCCUAAAUUAUCAAUAAACAGUUGCUGUUACUGCUGUAUAUAUUCUACUGAAUUUCUUUUACUCAUUACUCUCAUAUAUAUCGUUUCUAAAUUAUCAAUAAA
This is a messenger RNA of Amaranthus tricolor (Joseph's coat), 639 nucleotides long. RefSeq lists its product as uncharacterized. The transcript has a single exon. The record is from RefSeq and is a predicted model, not a curated record. NCBI's taxonomy places the organism in Eukaryota, Viridiplantae, Streptophyta, Magnoliopsida, Caryophyllales, Amaranthaceae. Bases 271 to 543 code for a protein of 90 amino acids.